AUGCCUCCAAAGAGGACUCCUGUGACCAGCUGUGAUUCAUGUCAUGGCAAAGCCACCUGCUUGGAGUCACAGGAAAGAGGUGACACCUUCACCAGCCACGCCCUCUCAUGUAUCUGUAAAGAUGGCUUUGUAGGUGAUGGCCUCACCUGCUAUGACCCAAAACUCUGCAGUGACUCUUCUUGCUGUGACCGAGGUUACCACUGGUCCUCAGAGAAGGGCUGUGUGGACAUUGAUGAGUGUUCCCUCCCAAACUCACCAUGCACACCACCUCAGAUUUGCCACAACACGCCAGGCUCAUACGAAUGUCCGGAGCCUUCCUCCAAGAACAGAGCAGCUGCCUCUUCCCAAUCUGUCCAGUUCUACUGUGGGAACACAGUUUGUCCUUCAGGCACGGACUGCAUCAAUUCCCAAUGUGUGGACCCUUGUGAGAACUACGCAACAUUGAAUGAUGACUGGCGUUCAACAAAUAACACAAAUACUGAGGUCCUACACUGUGAUAAAGAUAUAAACUGGAAAGGCUGGUAUCGCCUGUUUUUGAAUCAAACCAGUGCUCAUAUUCCAGAGAGGUGUGUCGAAUCAAACAGGUGUGGAACUCAUGCGCCUUUGUGGAUAACACAACCUCAUCCCACAUGGUCAGGUGAAAUUGUGAAUCGCACUGUGUGCAAUGUUUGGGAAGGCAGCUGCUGCCAUUUUCGGUCACACACCAUCCAUGUUAAACUUUGCCAUGCAAACUACUAUGUCUACAAACUUGUGAAGCCAUAUACAUGCCUCCUUGCAUACUGCGCAGAAGUGAACACAAUUACACCUGUUUUACCUACCACAACACCAAGGCCACAGAACUUCACCACCACACAUGUGACCGCUAACAUCUCUACCACAACACCAGUGGGCAACAGCACAGCAGCCGAGGGGGAGGUCCGCCUGGUUAAUGGAAACAGCUCCUGCUCUGGCAGGGUGGAGAUCUUCCACAGUGGACAGUGGGGGACGGUGUGUGACGAUGCCUGGGGCCUGGUAGAUGCUCAGGUGGUGUGUAGACAGCUGGGCUGUGGCAGGGUCUUCUCAGCACCAACAAACGCGCGAUUUGGACAGGGCAGCGGACCCAUCUGGUUGGACGAUGUCACAUGCACAGGCAACGAAUCAAAGCUCUCUGAGUGUCAACACAGAGGGUUUGGAUCUCAUAACUGUGGUCACUCUGAGGAUGCUGGUGUCGUCUGUGAAGCUGCUUCAACAGUGAGGCUGGUCAAUGGUCAGAACCGCUGCUCUGGCAGAGUGGAGAUCUUCAAUGAUGGACAGUGGGACGCCAGCCUGAAUGUAGCUAUCAGGCCAGACCUGUUCACUGGAGGAAUUUCAGGUUCGGGUCCAAAAGCUCGAGCCUCCAUGUCUCUGUUCCGCAACUCCAACUACACUGAGUCUUAUCCACCAGGCCAAGUCUUCCUCCCAGUGGGUUCACCUCUGUACGUGGGCGUCUCUGUGGAGGACACAGACCCAGUUUUGGCAGCUGUUCUGGAGGACUGCUACGCCACUCACUCACCAAACCCUGAUGAUCCCACACAAUAUCCUCUCAUCCAGAACAAGUGUCCCACUGACCCCCAAAAGGUGUCAAUAGUUGAAAGCGGCUCAUCCCUCCGAGCUCGUUUCUCUGCUCUGCUCUUCCUGCUCCAGGGUGAAUACAGAGACAUUUAUCUUCACUGCAGCCUCAGCCUGUGUAACCAGAGGAACUACAACUGUGUACCAUCGUGCACAAGUAGGGCACGUCGCUCUGUUUCCAACUCAGCUUUUAUGAAUCCCGUCACCAUUGGACCAAUUACUUUGGACAAGCCAGCUGAGUGAUCUGGAACAUCCG
Molecule: messenger RNA, 1843 nt
Organism: Neolamprologus brichardi
Lineage: Eukaryota; Metazoa; Chordata; Actinopteri; Cichliformes; Cichlidae
Source: RefSeq, a predicted model, not a curated record